This is a messenger RNA of Rhipicephalus microplus (southern cattle tick), 1012 nucleotides long. RefSeq lists its product as uncharacterized. NCBI's taxonomy places the organism in Eukaryota, Metazoa, Arthropoda, Arachnida, Ixodida, Ixodidae. The record is from RefSeq and is a predicted model, not a curated record.
UGCUCUCAAGCUACUGCCAGUUGCGCAUGCGCCGAGAGAUAGCGUGUGUACAUAUACUGUCCACAGUAUCUGGAGGGUGUUAUUCUGUUUUGUACUGCUUGUGUUGAGGCUGGCAGUGUGCGCCUCAGUAAUAAAGAUGUGAUACCAUGUGCCCGGUGUCGGGAUAUAACAACUGGCGACGAGGAUGGGAUCCGCCGCAGGCUUCUAGGAAUCCCACUCUAACCAGCUUGAACUGAGUAUGGCGACCACUGUCGGUAAGUUACCCGAGUUCCAACAAGAGGACGGUAACUUCGAGGUAUACCUGGAGCGGUUCGAAGUAUUUGCCGCGGCCAAUGACAUCGCGGAAGACAAGAAGCUUGCAAUCUUUCUCACGGCUAUAGGUGAGAAGGCCUACGUCACGCUUCGGAGCUUGCUGCUGCCUAAAACACCAGCUAAGACGUCAUUCACGGAAGUGUUUGACGUUCUGAAGAAGCAUUACGCUCCCAAGCGCUCCGUGGUCACCGAAAGGUAUCGUUUUCACCAGCGAAAGCAAGAGCCGCAUGAGACUGUCGCAGACUUUAGAGUCGAAUUGAAGAAACUCGCGGCAACAUGCGAAUUCGGUGCCUUUUUGACCGAAGCAUUGCGUGACUGGCUCGUCGCUGGAAUACGUACCGAGGGAGUACGGUGCAGGCUAUUGGCAAUGCCAGACGAGGAAGUAACGUGGGAACGUGCAUGCAGCAUAGCCAUGGCCAUGGAAGCGGCAACACAAGACACGAAAGAAAUGCUGCAAACCAGUUCUAAAGGAGCAGCUGUAGAAACGAAGGACAUCUACUGGCAACGGAAAAUCUCACAACCGAGUAAAGCACCUUCGAGGGAAGCGCCGACGCAGUCCAGCUGGGACAAGGAAAAUGGGGCAGCGAAAGAACAAACGAAAAGAAUGUGUCAUCGUUGCGGAGGACAGCAUUCACCCCUCAACCCGUACCCUUGUCCUCGUGGCAAAUAUGCCAGAAUCCGUGGGAGCGUGUGCAUUUAG